ACGUACAGUUCCAUUUAUUCCCUCCUCCUUCUCAAAAUUCGUUUCUAUUAUUAUCUCUUCGAUCUUCCCUGCAUUAACUCCAAUUCUGCAGGGUAAUAGAAAAACAUCAUCUUCAACCUCAGGUCCUCAUGGAUUCUCAGGUCAUACUUGGUAUCCUCCUUUCAUCCCUUGGUGGCUUCAGUACAUCCAUUGGUGCACUUUUUGUAAUCAUGAGUCAAGCUCCAAGUCUGAAGAUGCUUGGGCUGUUACAGGGUUUUGCUGCUGGUUUGAUGCUGAGCAUAUCAUUCUUUGACCUUGCUCAUAAUGCCUUGAACACACUUGGCUUCCUCAGAGGCAACCUUUGGUUUUUUGCUGGUGUCAUAUUCUUUGCUGUUGUUGCCAAUUUUAUACCAGAACCAGCAGUUGCUCCUCCUACUUCAGAUGAAAAGAGUAGAAAGAAGGCUAGGAAUGAAGAUAACAUGGACAUUAUGAAAAAACGACGCCGUCAAGUUUUAGUCAGUGGAAUUAUAACAGCCAUAGGUAUAAGUUUGCAUAACUUUCCAGAGGGAAUGGCAGUGUACCUUGGAUCUAUGAAGGGUCUUCGUGUUGGUCUUAACCUUGCUCUGGCUAUUGCUCUGCACAAUAUCCCUGAGGGUGUUGCUGUUGCACUUCCUGUCUAUUUUGCUACAGAGAGUAAAUGGCAUGCAUUCAAAUUGGCUGCACUUUCUGGCUUUGCUGAGCCUCUGGGUGUUAUAAUUGUAGCUUGUCUAUUCCCUACCAGUCUAAAUCCUGAGAUUCUUGAGGGUUUACUUGCAUCAGUUGGUGGCGUUACGGCUUUUCUAACACUUCAUGAAAUGCUGCCAUUGGCUUUUGAGUAUGCGGGACACAAGCAAUCUGUUAAAGCAGUUUUUUGUGGAAUGGCUUUCAUGUCUACAAGCUUGUAUCUUCUACGUUUAAGCUUACCAGAGGAAACGGGCUUGUAGAUGGAAACUAAUUCUUUUCUGAAUUAGAAGCAUUCCAAAUAUCAUUGUGGACUGUCUUCUACUGCCAUAAUCAGUUCAAUGGAAUCAAUAUGGCUUGAGAUAUGAGAUUAGCAAACUUCCAAUUACAAUAAUGUACAGCAGUUAAUAGAUAGUAGGAUGCAAUCACCUAUAGUUAUGGUUUCCCCUGUAUAAAAAUGUACAAAGAAUUGGAAAGAAUAAUAAUGCUAUUCAAUUAUCUUUGAA
This is a messenger RNA of Lotus japonicus, 1205 nucleotides long. RefSeq names its product zinc transporter ZTP29-like. The coding region runs from base 129 to 962 and encodes 277 amino acids. Gene Ontology annotation, cellular component: membrane. Gene Ontology annotation, molecular function: zinc ion transmembrane transporter activity. The transcript has 12 exons. Lineage: Eukaryota; Viridiplantae; Streptophyta; Magnoliopsida; Fabales; Fabaceae. Gene Ontology annotation, biological process: zinc ion transmembrane transport. The record is from RefSeq and is a predicted model, not a curated record.